Drosophila novamexicana is the source of this 795-nucleotide messenger RNA. Its product is annotated as peroxiredoxin-6-like. Gene Ontology annotation, biological process: cell redox homeostasis; cellular oxidant detoxification. Gene Ontology annotation, cellular component: mitochondrion; cytosol. Gene Ontology annotation, molecular function: peroxiredoxin activity. The transcript has 4 exons. NCBI's taxonomy places the organism in Eukaryota, Metazoa, Arthropoda, Insecta, Diptera, Drosophilidae. The coding region runs from base 16 to 678 and encodes 220 amino acids. The record is from RefSeq and is a predicted model, not a curated record.
AUUAAAAAAUUAAAAAUGCGUCUGGGCCAGACUAUGCCAAACUUCAAGGCGGAGACCACCAAGGGUCCGAUUAGCUUCCACGAAUGGCAGGGCAACUCCUGGGUGGUGCUGUUCUCGCAUCCCGCCGAUUUCACGCCCGUUUGCACCACGGAGCUGGGCCGCAUUGCGGUGCAUCAGCCGGAGUUUGCGAAGCGCAAUGCUAAGUGCCUGGCGCACUCGGUGGAUGCGUUGAACUCGCAUGUGGAUUGGGUGAACGACAUCAAGUCCUAUUGCCUGGACAUACCCGGCGAUUUUCCGUAUCCCAUUAUUGCUGAUCCCACACGCGAUCUGGCCGUCUCCCUGGGCAUGCUCGACGAGGAGCAGAAGAAGGAUCCCGAGGUGGCCAAGACCAUACGCGCUCUGUACAUCAUCAGUCCCGAUCAUAAGGUGCGCCUCUCCAUGUUCUAUCCCAUGAGCACGGGCCGCAACGUUGACGAGAUCUUGCGCACCAUCGACUCGCUGCAGCUGACCGAUCGCUUGAAGGUGGUUGCCACGCCCGCCAACUGGACUCCCGGCACCAAGGUCAUGAUCUUGCCAAGCGUCACCGACGAGGAGGCCCACAAGCUGUUCCCCAAAGGCUUUGACAAGGUCUCGAUGCCAUCGGGCGUUAACUAUGUGCGCACCACGGAGAACUAUUAAAAAUGUUUUCCAUUUAUUUUCUACUUCUUGGGCCAAAAUUACGCAAUAAUUAUUCCAUUUAUUUUUUAUAAUUAUCCAAAGUUUCUUAUAUAGUUUUGUGUGCAUUAAUAAAUUAGC